AUGCAGCUUUCUGCUUCAUUCGUUGUCUCGUUUCUUCUCUUGACAAGCAGCGUCAGUGGACGAGGCAACGGAAUGGUAAAAAUGUGUCUCGAUUAUCCCAACGAGAGUGGUCAUGCUCGGAGUGACCCCAUUGUCGAUCAGCCGCAGUGUCCUUCAAUAAGGCAGGUUCACACCUUUUAUGGACCACAACACCUUCAUCCAAAUACGAGCUAUGAAGAUAUUCGAGAGACUCCUGCCAGAUUCAGUACGACGCCCUUUGUCGCAAAUCAAUCUCUUCAGUGGCACCCAUCCAUUUAUCGGCUCAUUGAGGAUGAUACUGGAGACGAUCAGACCUACCAGUAUACUAGCGUCAGCAACUUGCAAUCCACCCUGAAUUAUCGGUGGGACAGGACAAGCAAUACUACUGCAUCAGAAACGGUUGCAUUCCCACCUGGUUUCCGAAUGAUUGCUCAUUCAUCAUAUGAACCUACCAGAGCUAGCAUGCCUGGCGAAAGUAGUGGCCAGAACAUACAGACAGAAUGUUGCGAUAUGCGCGACGAUGCCAAAGACGACUGUGAGACGUGGAACAAACUUCACUUUCCGACUUUUCCUUGUGGCUGGUUGGACAUUUCCUUUUCCAUGCCAACCUGUUGGAAUGAAGCAUCUUUGGGUGACGACAAUGACCACAAAUCGCACAUGGCGUAUACUCGCAAUGGAGAAAUCAAUGGUCCUUGUCCCUCCGGCUUUACCAAGCGAGUUCCUCACGUGGAACUUGUUGUCCGAAUUGCAAAUUAUCAAGGAGGAACCUACCAGUUGAGCAAUGGAGCAUCUACAAGCUGGCAUGUUGACUUUUUCAAUGGUUGGAAGGAAGGCAAGCUCCAAGAAUUGAUUGAUACUUGCCAACCAGACCAAAAUAUCGACAUUGGAGAGGACCUACCUUGUUCCUGUGCCGAAGAAAAGUUGACCAAGAAUACCGAAAUGGCCGGUGCGGUUUGCGACUCGGAUAUUCGAAGACUUGUCAUGGACGAAGCUAUUCCUGAUAUCGUCACUGGUCGACUUUCGUUUGGGGCUUCUUCUAAUUGUCAAGAAGAUGGUUCCGCCAAGACCAACUUGCUGAUUGCCAAAUCUUGGACCCACCUUCCGGAUGAUAUUAUUCAAUGCACACCGCCUGUUGGUGGAAACUACUCUGGGGAUCGUGAAAAUGAUGGCAAGAAAGGUGACUUUCAUCAACACAGUACGCCCCAUUCCGGUGUGACACGAAACGUAUUGUCGUUGGCUGUCGUCGUAGCCAUUCUGGUGCUUCAAUACUUGUUGGAACACGGAUACUUUGAGAUUGAUUGA
Molecule: messenger RNA, 1320 nt
Organism: Cylindrotheca closterium
Lineage: Eukaryota; Bacillariophyta; Bacillariophyceae; Bacillariales; Bacillariaceae
Source: the annotation of a GenBank genome assembly